Thermochaetoides thermophila DSM 1495 is the source of this 2421-nucleotide messenger RNA. RefSeq lists its product as uncharacterized. The record is from RefSeq and is a predicted model, not a curated record. The transcript has 5 exons. Gene Ontology annotation, molecular function: zinc ion binding; DNA-binding transcription factor activity, RNA polymerase II-specific; DNA binding. Bases 1 to 2421 code for a protein of 806 amino acids. Lineage: Eukaryota; Fungi; Ascomycota; Sordariomycetes; Sordariales; Chaetomiaceae. Gene Ontology annotation, biological process: regulation of DNA-templated transcription; DNA-templated transcription.
AUGGACGAAGACACUCCCGGUGUGAGCACGCAGCCCCGGCAGCCCGUCCCGCCCACUACGCCCAGCGCGAAGGAUCCAACGACCGCUUCGAACACGUCUGCUGCACCUGCUGCAGCGUCCUCUGCGUCUUCGGCAUCCGUUCCGCCCGUUGUCCCGUCCAAGAGAAGGAGAGGCUAUGGAGUGUGUGACGGCCAGAAACCGUGCGGCCGAUGCAAACAGCACCACGCGACGUGUAUCUACGAGGUGCCUGUUCGACAGUCGAAAGACACCCUCCGCAGCGAGAUCGAACAACUCCGACGUCAGCAGAGCAAACACACGAAGGUGCUUGAUGCCCUUGUCCGUUCUCCUGCCUGGGAAGAGGUUCUCACGCGCCUGCGCAAGGGCGAGAGUAUCGACUCCAUUUGCGAAUGGCUUGAGGGGACGCUUCCCUCAGGAGGAGGGGCAAUGCCUCCGCCUGGCCGGCUGGGUAGUGGCUCAGUAGAAGUUGUUUCUGUCCCCGGCUUCGCGGGAUACGGUUCUGUGCCCGGGCAGGUGUCGCAUGCUGCUCCGCACGAUGCAGACUUGCAAAGCUCCAGGGGUCGCCAGUUUUCUUUCCAAAGCAUGGAGAGUGGCUCCCAUCCGUCCUCGGUGAGUUGGCAUGUCGAAGGGGUAGGGGGUCAAGAGUCGCGUGUUGAUUUGUGGGUUGAGAGCCAGGGCAGGUACUCUGUCGGUCCGGAGCCUCAUCCUGCAGAAGAUAUACUGUUCGGUGAGAUUGGCGAGAUGCAAGUUCCUCCAGGAGCGUGGACAAACAUCACCAAUGACUCAGGACUUAUUCGGCAUUUACUGGCUCUGUACUUUUGCUGGGAAUAUCCGACCUUCGCUUCGCUGAGCAAGGAGCAUUUUGUUAAGGACUUUCUAGAGGGUCGCCAUCGCUUCUGCUCGCCUAUGCUCGUCAACGCGCUUCUGGCAUUAGGCUGUCGAUUCUCAACAAAGCCAAACACCCGCGCAAACCCUAACGACCCACGAACCUCAGGAGACCACUUCUUCCAAGAAUGUGUACGGCUGUACGAUGCCGAAGACAACCAUCACAAACUCACCACUAUCCAAGCCCUGGGCAUCAUGUCUAUCAGGGAGGCGAGCUGUGGCAGGGAUUCAGAAAGUUGGUAUUAUGCUGGUCAGAGCAUCCGGAUCGCCAUGGAAAUGGGACUGCACCAUAUACCAGAGGGCGAUGAACAUGACGAUGAAGCCCAGGUUCAAGCCGCGACCUUCUGGGGUGCUUUUGCUCUGGACCACGCAUGGUCGCUUGCAACAGGGACUCUGCCUCAGUAUUCCCGCUUUGCUCAACUACCGCCGAAGCCUCCCAUAAUCAGUGACAUCGAAUCGUCCCUCUGGAUUCCAUAUACGGAUGACGAUGACAUCCCAGUUCAGUCCUGCAAGCAACCGUCGAAUGUUCGGUCUGUGUACAAAUGUUUCUGCGAGCUCAGCGAGCUUGUGCACCAGUCUCUCUACGUUAUGCAUUCUCCGGAUCGGCCCCUGACCAGCAGGGCGCUGUUACACACGUACACCCAGUACCUGAACUGGUAUGACAAAAUUCCGGAGGUUCUCCGGUUGGGUCACAAUUUUACCCCGGCCGUGCUGUUUGCCCAAUGCAGCAUGUAUUACCACUUCGCAAUACUCCUUAUGUUCCGACCGCUCAUCAAGCUGCGUAUCAUCGGCUCAAGUAUCGUCCCUCGUGAUGUCUGCUUGCAAGCAGCCGAUGCCAUAUCGGGCUUGCUACGUUCCUAUUCACGGCUUUAUACGCUUCGCCGCACACCAUCCUUUGUUCCUUAUUUUGUCCUUACGUCCUCUAUCAUGCAUCUUGCCAUUGCAGCAACCACCCCUGACUCUAGCACCGAUACACACACCUCAAGGCAUUGCGGACACUCUAGCUCUGACCCACACCAUCCGGAUCAGAAACCGUUACGUGAACGGAUUAUGGAGUAUCUGGCUCGUGGCAUCGCAGAUCUCACCGAGAUGAUCCCUUGUCAUAACUUCGCCGAGCAGGCCCUCAACAUUCUGCGGUACCUGGCGAAAAGAUGGAACAUCAACGUUUCUGUCAUUCUCCCCAAGCAAGAACCGGGAUAUCAACAGCUCGGCUUUACCAGGCCGGUGACAACGAGCCUGAACUUCUUCGCGACAGACUUUUCAGAGAGGGACUUCAACUGUGAAUGGGGUGCCGAGACUACCGUGACUGCUGCCGCUACUGCCGACGUAGAGAACCGGCAUCGUCAGGGCAGUGGCGACUUGAAAGACGAGAUUGAGAAGCAGGAAGAGAAGCUCAUCGCCGCUGUGGCUGAUGCGGUGGCGGCGGAAAACCCACUGUUUUGGCCAUUCCCAAUGCAAGGACGCCCGAUAUUGCCGUCCGGACGUGAGUUGGAGGAGGCCGGAUUUGCCUUGCUCUGA